Molecule: messenger RNA, 3882 nt
Organism: Hirundo rustica (Barn swallow)
Lineage: Eukaryota; Metazoa; Chordata; Aves; Passeriformes; Hirundinidae
Gene: GJA5
Product: gap junction protein alpha 5
Exons: 2
Coding region: 783-1892 (369 amino acids)
Biological process (GO): cell communication
Cellular component (GO): connexin complex
Source: RefSeq, a predicted model, not a curated record
UGAGCGCCACGAACGGCUCACAGGCCAACCUUACUCACACCAUUUACCAGUUAGCCAUCUGCUCCCUUCAGAUAUUAUUUUAUGGCUUUCCUUUGUUUUCACUAAGGCCCAAACAGGAAUGAAAUCGUGGGUCCUGUAGCUAGCCCUUUCAAAUAAAUAGUUCUGCCAUCGCUCUAAUAAGUUUGACAAGUUGGUCACAGGCCCUGGGCAGGAAGCUAAUAAACUUCAAGUUGCUUUUCUAUUGUUUUCCUAAAACAAUUUGACUUCCUUUCUGAUAGCCUCAAAUUCCUUCAAUAAAAAUAGAGUAGCCGGGAGCCAGAGGAAGAGCUGAACCUGAGCCAAGUUGUGCUUACAAUGCCGCCUGCGUAAGAUCACAUUUUAUCCCGAUCCACGAAGACCCUUUAAAAGAAUAGCAGGCAGACAGCUGCCAGUGCAUGUCAGGAACAGCUCAGGAGCGAGUCUCCCCCAGCACUGGUCCUCCAGGCUGGAGGGGAUCUCCAGCCAGUGAGACAGUGUCAGACCACAGGCUGAGCUCCUGGGAGCUGACCGGGGUUCGCUCACCCUGCCCAGAGUGAACUCAGCCUCCCUCAGAUGCUCCAGGAUCUCUUCUGGGAGCCGAACACUGGUGCAGAGGUGGGCUCCAGCAAGACCAAAGGGCUGUGCUAAAGCUCUGCCACCCUUCAGUCAACUUUACCUGUUCCUCUCUCUACCUGUGCAGGCUCAGCAAAAAGAGAGGCUUGCACUCAGCUCUCAAGGCUUCUCACCCCUCCUGGUGAGCAGAGAUGGGAGAGUGGAGUUUCCUGGGAGACUUCCUCGAGAAGGUCCACAAACACUCCACGGUGGUGGGGAAAGUCUGGCUGACCGUGCUCUUCAUCUUCCGGAUGCUGGUGCUGGGAACAGCGGCGGAGUCCUCCUGGGGGGACGAGCAGUCUGACUUCAUGUGCGACACCCAGCAGCCCGGCUGCGAGAACGUCUGCUACGACAAGGCCUUCCCCAUCUCCCACGUGCGCUUCUGGGUCCUGCAGAUCAUCUUCGUCUCCACCCCGUCCCUGGUCUACAUGGGCCACGCCAUGCACACGGUGCGCAUGGAGGAGAAGAGGAAGAUGAAGGAGGCAGAGAUAGAGGCCCGAGAGAACAAAAACGGUGGCAGCACGUACUACCAGCAGAAGUGCUCCGUGGCAGAGGAGACGAAGCUGUCUGGCUGGGACGAAGCGGGAGGCCAAAUCAUACUGAGGGGCAGCCUGCUGAACACCUACGUCUACAGCAUUUUGAUUCGAACUGCCAUGGAAGUGGCCUUCAUCGUGGGGCAGUACGUCCUCUACGGGAUCUUCCUGGAGACCCUGUACAUCUGCCAGCGGGCGCCGUGCCCCCACCCUGUCAACUGCUACGUGUCCCGCCCCACGGAGAAGAACGUCUUCAUCGUCUUCAUGCUGGCUGUGGCAGUGCUCUCCCUCUUCCUCAGCCUGGCCGAGCUGUACCACUUGGGCUGGAAGAAGGCCAAGGAGAGGUGCUCCCGGUCUUACAAGGCCGGCCCCAGCGCAGCCCCCGGCAGGCUGGAGUCCGCCCCGCAGGCGGAGAGGGCGCAGAUGUACACCCCGCCGCCGGAUUUUAACCAGUGCUUGUCAAGUCCCAACGGGAAGUUCAUCAGCCCCUUCAGCAACAAGGUGGCCUCCCAGCAGAACACCGCCAACUUCGCCACCGAGAGGGUCCACGGCCAGGAGGAUGCUGCCGGGGAAGGGCCCUUCAUUAAGUCCAGCUACGUGGAGAGUCCGGAGGUGGCCAGCGAGUGCGCAGCACCUGCCUUCCCCGAGAACUACUUCAACGAGAAGCGCCGGUUCAGCAAGGCCAGCCGUGCCAGCAGCAAGGCAAGGUCGGAUGAUUUGUCUGUGUGACCCGUCCCCAGCAGGGAUGAGGAGAAGGAGCUGUCCCAGCACUCAGUAGAACUUCUGCAAAGUGGACUCCAGACUCUCGCCCCUAACCUCCCUGUUUUAAUAUCCUCUCUCUAUCCUUUCCAGACAGCACCUCUCACAGCUCAAGGCAGGGGCAGCCACAGGCACUGAAGAGAGACACCAGUCUCGGGAUAUGAAGCCCCCAGCUGUAUUUUCACCACGGGACCCACGGGGGUUAGAGACUCCCCACCCUCAGCCUGGCAGAGCUCAGGCCGGCAGAAUCCUGCCCAGUGGGUAUCCACGGCGACACAGUAUUCAACAGACUGACGGGACCUCCACGCCUUCUGUGGUCUCUAUUCAACAUCUGCAACAUCAGCUUGGCAGUCAUACUGAGCUGAAGCUUCUCUCACCUGCGGGGAGCAGAAACACACCAGUCGGCUUUCUGAAAGAAAGAUUUUUCUCAUCCGCUUCAUUUUGGCUCUUUCUAACCCUCCCUUUCUCUACCUGAGCCCAGAUAUUUUGUACCAGUUUACCUACACAAUAAAUCCUACUUGAAUUUUUUGACGCUGUGUAUAUAACAACUCCUCCCCAUAAAUAAGGACAACCGUGGUCCCCAGUGCACAGCUGCCUCGUGUCGAACGUUGGAAUCCCUUCCUCAUUCCUAAGUCAGCGAAGCAGACUGGCCCCAGGGAAAUCACUUAGAUGACCAGUUGAUGAAGACUGGGGAAUUUUCCCAAGAUACUUAUGUCAUCAAUCCUAAGCAAGACAUCCAUUAAUAGGAAGAGAGACUCUCCUGUGAGAACAGAUAUCUCACGAGUAUCAUGUAGAAACAAAGCGGUUUUUCCCUUUUCGAAACUCAUCUUUCAAGCAACCUGAAUUCUGCUGAAAGGGUGCUGCCAGCUGCCCACUUGAGAGAAAAGCAUCCUCUGUUUAUCUGCGGAAGAGGUACGGCCUGUGUCUCCUCACCAACCUACCAAAACACUCCAGCAUCCUCUGCAAGCAGAAAGAGACCUGCUCAGCUCCCGCACAACAUUCAGCUCCCCCCUGCUCUCUCAAGCUUGCCAGCCGGCACAAGUCAAGUUAUUUGUCCCCACAUCAAGGCUCUGCUCUGCCGCCAGGCCUUCCUCUCCCCUCCUUCCCUGGCACACGUGGUGCUAGAAAUUCGCCCAUGGACCGGGUCUUCCUUUUUCUUCUCAGAGCAACCACUGGGGCCCGAGGCUGCACUGUGAUUCUGGUGGGUGAGGUCUGCAGGCAGCUCCCACUCAAGAUGCAUUUUCUCAGUGCAGAGCUGACAUCCCUCUGUCAAAGAUCUGCUAAACAGAGCCAAGCUGCUCCCUGUUGUCUACCCUGCACUGCCCUUUCAGACACAGGCCACAGCUUCCCAACGCUGCACUGCACAAGCAAUGGCCUGGGACCAGCUGAUGAGGGGACUGAGCCAUUCCCUCUCUUAGGGCCACUGAAAGUGAAUCCCUGCUCCUGAUACACAGCUUUGGUACAGCUCCCUGUACAUUUAAAUACACGUUCACGCUCAGACAGGGGAAACCGUGUUUUUGUUUGUAAGUUUUUAUAUAUUUGUUGGGUUUUUUUAAUCCUGAAAAGACCUGUGUGUUUUCCUUAACAUGAGAUUUUAGUUAGUCGUGUCUAGGUUUCUCCUAAUAAAGUUCUAACCCUAUCUCUCCUUGUGGAUGUUUCUCCUCUCACAUGGCUGAGAAUGCAGGGAUCAGGCUGCCCGCCAGCCUUUGCUGCUCAGAGAUCGCAAAAAUUCCCAUUGCCCAGAGUGGCAGGAAUGAGGGGAGGGUUUGGCCAGGGGGAUAAAUAAAAAACAUAGGGAAAAGAUUGAUUGACUGGCUAACAGGAACCCUCCCCACCACCCCAGCUCCCCAGCCUGCCUCUGCAUUACCAAGGAAGGAGGAGCUGGUCGGGGAGCAGAGCUUCCAUCCUCUUGCAAACCCUAGCUCCCUGCAUCUCCUUGCACAUCCUAGCACACCUCUGU